UUUAUGCUCUAACCUCUGUUUUUCGUGAAUCGUGUAAUGUGCACAUACCACUGCAUACCAUGAAGAAUAGAAGAUUGUUCUGGAUUCUUCAAGAUACGUUGAUCAGUAGAUCAGUAGGAUUGUGUUUCCUGUCGUGUCGUGUGUGUUGACGGAGGAUAUAUAAAUAAAAUUUUAAAAACUCAUGACAUAUUACAUAAAACGUGAUAUUGUACCCCAUAAAGAAUAAAAAUACGAAAACUUUUGGGGAAUAUAAUAAUUAGAAGAAAAUGGCUGAAGAAAGUAAAAAAAUUUCUUUUGGUUUUGCAAAGUCUAUAAAAAAGCCAAUUUUGGACAAACAGAAGCUAUACGAGGAGAAGAAAGUGGAUUAUAUCGAGUGUCUAGAUGAAAAGGCGAUUAAAGUAAUUGGGAAAGAAGAGAAAAAAGAAGAACCUCUUAUUAUUCCACUUUUGGAGUCUAAUACCUGGCACAAUAGAAUCGUUAGCAAAAUAGAUGCUUCAAAGUCAAAAACAAGUAAAGAUGUGAUACAAAAUGUCAAGGUUAAGGAAGAGUCAAAAGAAGUAUCAAAUGGUGUUUUGACAUCACGUAAUAAGGCUGUCUCUUCUUCCAACGUACAAAUAAAAACAGACGUGUCCACUGAAAGUAAAACCACCCUCACUUUGGAUGAGCAGGCAGCUAAAGAAAUCAUAGAAGAUCUCAAAUCGACAGAAAAGAACCAAGAUGAAUUAUGUGAUAUAACUUUAUCUUUAGUUAAGGGACAGGAUUUAAAGGGUGCGGAAGAAAGUACAUUAGAAGAUUACGAGAAGGUGCCACCAAGUAUCUUUGGUUCAGCUAUGUUACGAGGUAUGGGAUGGAAACCUGGCGAAGGAAUCGGUAAAAAUCCAAAACUUGUAACACCCACUGUACCUGAAUUACGGCCAAUAGGGAUGGGACUUGGCGCAGAUAAGAUAGCUUUGCAAAAACAUGAUGGAAAAACUUGGAAAAAAGAGGAAGAAUUACGAAUAGAGAAAGGAAGUUUUAUAAAAAUUAUUGCUGGCAAGCGAUCCAACGCAUAUGGCCAAAUAGAAGGCUUUGACGAUGCGGGAAGAUUAAUCGUGAAAAUGGCACUGAAUGGAAAUAUCGUCUCCGUGAACGAGGGCAUAGUUCAAGUAGUAACAAAGGCGGAAUAUUCGAAAAAUUCUAAAGUUCUAAAUGCUGCUAAAUAUGAAGAACAUAAGAAAAAGGAAGAUGCAAGCAAAUCAAGAUCUGCAUCAUUGGAAAAUUUUAGCACGAACGGUAACAGCGAUUCAGAUAUACCUGAUAGAAAAAGGAAGCACAAAGAGAAUCAUCAUGCCCAUGGACACAGAUCGAAGAAAUCAAGUAAAAAAUCAAAAAGCCAACGAAGGGAUUCAUCUGACAGGGAGAGGGAGAGGGAGAGUGACAGUGACAGUGACAGUGACAAUAAGAAGGGAAAUAAAACUCGAAGGCGCUCCAGUAGUAGCGAUAGGACUAAAAAGACAAAGAAAUCCAGGAAACAUAAAGGACGAGAUAAGGAACGAGAACGACGAGAGGAUAAAGUAUCAGGACCCUUGGAAUCUUUCGAUAGAAGAAAAUCCAAAAAACACAGGAGAUCACGAUCAUCCAGUAGACGAUAACGUAUAUAAAUCGCAACAUACAUAACAUAACAUACAUAGAUACAUAAAUGUUUUACGUUCUAUAUCAACUUGUACAAUUUUAUUUAUAUCUCUUUUUAAUAAAACAUAUUUUUCCAUA
Molecule: messenger RNA, 1749 nt
Organism: Temnothorax curvispinosus
Lineage: Eukaryota; Metazoa; Arthropoda; Insecta; Hymenoptera; Formicidae
Product: G-patch domain and KOW motifs-containing protein
Exons: 6
Coding region: 267-1631 (454 amino acids)
Biological process (GO): mRNA splicing, via spliceosome
Cellular component (GO): spliceosomal complex
Molecular function (GO): nucleic acid binding
Source: RefSeq, a predicted model, not a curated record